This is a messenger RNA of Penicillium manginii, 1170 nucleotides long. RefSeq lists its product as uncharacterized. The transcript is spliced from 2 exons. Bases 1 to 1170 code for a protein of 389 amino acids. Gene Ontology annotation, biological process: anaphase-promoting complex-dependent catabolic process. Lineage: Eukaryota; Fungi; Ascomycota; Eurotiomycetes; Eurotiales; Aspergillaceae. The record is from RefSeq and is a predicted model, not a curated record. Gene Ontology annotation, cellular component: anaphase-promoting complex.
AUGUUCAUGUUUAAGCACGAUCUCCGCCCCGCAGCGCGCCAAUCGAGUGUUUUUGGCGGUGGAGCCCCCGCGACAUUUUUCUCCGCCCUAGCUCCGUCGAGCUUGACUCCAACAACCUUCAAUCGAAAUCCUCAACCCCCCCAACAAUCCACUACCGACCCCUCAAAUCAAACUCGCCGCAAUGCCCCAAACACCACCAGCCACCGCGCCUUCCUCCCCUCCCGCUCCCCAGCAAACAGCCUCUCAGCCCUCGCCAUCGAAGAGCGCGCCCUCCGCCUCCGCAAGCAAAACAUCGCCUCCUUCGGCUCAUCCUGGAUCCGCCCCGCCGGCUGCGCAAAGACAAUGCUAGGUAUGAAAGAAGAAGAAGCCGAGCGCGAAGAAGCACUCGCCGCAGCACAGAGCCAAAUGGGCGCCAUUGACGAGGGCAUAAUGGAAGACGACCUAGGUCUAACAGCGGAAGAAGAAGACGAAGGCAUGGAGCGCGAUCUAGACGACGAGAUCCCCGAGGCGGAGGGCCUGAUCGAGGAAGGCGAGGAUCUAUCAGGCGAGGACAUCGACGAAGAGGGGUAUAUGGAGCGGGACUUGGACGACGAUAUUCCCGAGGCAUACCCCGAGGACGACUACGAUGAUUCGGCACUCUAUGAGGAGGAGGUUGAUGAGGAUUUCGACAAUCAGCCUGAUCUCGACGCGGACGUUCCCUCCGCGGAUGAGGGCUUUCAGCAAAGUUUCAUGACGGGGAGUGAGGGGGCUAGUCGGGAUUUGGACGAUGAUAUUCCUGACGCGGCGGAGGAUGGGUCCGAGCAGGAGGGCGAGUGGCAGCACACUGAUACGGAAGAUGAGGAUGAAGGGGAUGAGGAUGGGGACGAGAAUGCUGAGCAGCAGGGUAGCUCACUCCGGCCUCGAAUGAAUGGCAAUUUCCGCACCAGUACGCCGAAUAGUCGGGGUGGGUUGCCUCCGCCGCCGCCGUUGCUGCGGAGGGAGCGGGAGACUGAGGCUCAGCGCCGGUUUAUCAAUCGGUGGAGUGGUGGGGGUGAUGCCUUGGAUUCGAGUAGCAUUAUGUUUGAGGAGGAUGAUCUUCGUGCUUCGGUUACCAGCCAGAGCAGUCGUCGCAGUGGCUUUGGUCGGAGAUUCCCUCGUCAUGUUGGUGGGCCUCGUGAUAGUCUUAACUGA